CAGCCGUUUGAGCAGGAUAUUGGGCCAAGCCAAGUCAGUUCGGGGUUCGAGGCGAGGAGUGUUGGCUGUGUCUGUGCAGUGCUACUCGCUCGAACUAGACCUCUAGUGUCAUGCAUGCAGGACCGACAGCCCCCCAGCGCCCCUUUGCUAGCUCAGGGACUGCUCCACGCAGCCGUCGGACUUGCAAGGUCCCCCAUGCUUGUUUGCAAGCCCCGACCUUCUAUGAUGGAGACCCAUGGAGGACAGAAAGUAACAGGCCUGAAAGGGACGACAAGUUGGUUAUGUAUUGGACUCUGGAUGCCAUGGCCACCACUAGUUCGCUUCAAGGAUCCCUGGAAAGAUGGGCAAGAUGUAGGUGUGUGCAGAUCCUCGCACAGCUUGCGGAGCCUCCUGUCCGCCGGCCAGGACACAGACCAAUAUCACAUGCAUCCAAGGACUUCUGGCUCCGGACUCGUACAUAUCUGUGCCUCGCGCCCUCAACCUCAACCACCACUUCUUGUCGCAUUCCCCCCCAACAACCAUCCCAACUGCCGUGGAGCACCUAGCGCCGAAGCCAUCUACUAUUAGGCAGGUUCUUCCCGUUCUGCAACAUUCCCACUCGUCGAGCAAGUCGAGCGAGCCAACAUGUCGGCCAUCGUGGAGUCUUUCACCUUGCUGUCCAUCGCGCUCUGCACAAUCGCCGUGCGGACUUGGUACCGAUGGUCUCAGGUCGGCUUCUCCGGCUUCCAGCUGGACGACUAUAUCAUGCCCGUCUCUGGCGUAGGUCACUCCCUGUCUCGCAGAACCCGGUCUUGCUCUCU
Molecule: messenger RNA, 800 nt
Organism: Microdochium trichocladiopsis
Lineage: Eukaryota; Fungi; Ascomycota; Sordariomycetes; Xylariales; Microdochiaceae
Exons: 1
Coding region: 115-567 (150 amino acids)
Source: RefSeq, a predicted model, not a curated record